Messenger RNA from Falco peregrinus (peregrine falcon), 1280 nucleotides. RefSeq names its product late endosomal/lysosomal adaptor, MAPK and MTOR activator 3 (gene LAMTOR3). Lineage: Eukaryota; Metazoa; Chordata; Aves; Falconiformes; Falconidae. Gene Ontology annotation, cellular component: Ragulator complex. Gene Ontology annotation, biological process: cellular response to amino acid stimulus; positive regulation of TOR signaling. The record is from RefSeq and is a predicted model, not a curated record. The transcript is spliced from 6 exons. Bases 1 to 504 code for a protein of 167 amino acids.
AUGCAGCGCUUCCGGGUUCGGGGGGGUGGCGCACCGUCAUGUGAUAGAGGCUUAAAGGGGAAGCGGCGGCUGCGGCGGGCCCGUGCGGGUGGGCGCCCAGGGCGGUGGCAGCGCAGGGCGAGCCGGCCGCACGGACAGGACCUGAAGAGGUUUCUGUACAAGAAGCUGCCGAGCGUUGAAGGUCUUCAUGCUAUUGUAGUCUCAGAUAGAGAUGGUGUGCCUGUUAUCAAAGUUGCCAAUGAUAAUGCUCCAGAACAUGCACUGCGACCUGGUUUUCUAUCCACCUUUGCCCUUGCCACAGAUCAGGGCAGUAAACUAGGGCUUUCUAAAAACAAAAGUAUCAUCUGCUAUUACAAUACAUACCAGGUGGUGCAGUUCAAUCGCUUACCUUUGGUAGUAAGUUUCAUUGCUAGCAGCAAUGCCAAUACUGGGCUGAUUGUAAGUUUAGAGAAGGAGCUCACACCCCUGUUUGAAGAACUGAGGCAGGUUGUUGAAGUUUCUUAACCUGAUGGUAUAGCCAGAGUGCAGCAUCCCUCUGCAGCCCAGUGGACAGAAAGAUUCAAUAAUCUUCAGUCAAAUAACAAGUCUCAGAAGAAAUACCACAGCUCCUUAGUAUACUAAGUAAGAGUAAAUUGUACAUAGUACUGAAUCUGAAACUAUCUACUAGUGUGUUGUAGGUGGAUGUUACUUUAGGCCAUGCUUCUUGUAUUGUGCAGUACUGGAGAGACCACCACGAUAGCUCCCAUGGAGUUCAGCUCAGCCAGCUGAGCCAGGUCGGCAUGAUGCUGUUGGCUCAAAUGAGCAGCUCACAGAUCUCUUUCUUUACAGGAAACCAUGCACAUGGUGGGGUGUAUCCUCAGGCCAGAUACUGCUGGGUGUUGGAAAACAGAUUGGUUGUAUAGUAUUAUCAAAGAUGUGGUUGAAACAGUGUUGUGAGAGCAAGUUUACUAGCAGUGAUGUGUUGGUACAAUCAAAAAAUAUCCUAGCUUUCUUAUGUGGGUGAUAACUCUGGCAAGGGAAUGCUACUAAUCUGGAUGUUAGUUGCCUCCUGCUUCCACUAAGAAGAAAGCUAUUUCUAUGAAAGCUGUUGCUUUAGGGGUUUUCAUUAUGCCCAGAUAAAAGCAUCCAAACAAGUCUCACUUCUUCAUGGGGUUUUUGUGUAAUAUGGUUGUGAAGAUCUCAUGUCUCAUAGAUUUUGUGUGGGUUCAUCAUUGGUGACACUCUGCUCAUUUACCCUUAGGUUUUCUGAAGUAAAUAAAAUACAGUAUUUUUAAAUGACA